Molecule: messenger RNA, 7254 nt
Organism: Cyprinodon tularosa
Lineage: Eukaryota; Metazoa; Chordata; Actinopteri; Cyprinodontiformes; Cyprinodontidae
Product: multiple PDZ domain protein-like
Exons: 51
Coding region: 176-6622 (2148 amino acids)
Molecular function (GO): protein binding
Source: RefSeq, a predicted model, not a curated record
CACAGAGAGGAUCGAGUUACUCUACGCCCCAUCUUUAAGCCCCGGUCAGUGCGCCGUUAGCCGCAGGACAACAGAGUAAACUACCAAGGGAGGGAGACUGGCGCUAUCGGGGACAAACCGCUCCACACUCAUGCCUUGGAAAAAGAAGACUUUAUGAUCACCUGGUUGUUUAAAAAUGAUAGAAACAAUCGAUACACAGCGUGCCUUGCAGGCGGUGGAGCGUCUCCAGGCCAAACUGAAGGAGAGGGGGGAGGUCCCCACUGAGGAAAAGCUCAGCCUGCUCAGAUCAGUGCUUCAAAGCCCUCUCUUCCACCAGAUCCUCGCUUUGCAAAAGUCCGUCCAGCAUCUCAGAGAUCAGGAAGGUGUCACUCCAUCAAGAGGAAGUGACCUCAGUGAUCAAAUCAUCAAAGCCAAUGGCAGCCACGCUUCCUACUCAGACAUCCCAGCUACUUCACCUGCCAAUGGCAAAACGUCAUUGGAAGAUUUUGAGGGUGUCAUCCAAACUAUGGCCCAGGGUCGCUACGUGGCACAUGUGGAGCUGCAGAAACCAGCGUCAGGGGGUCUGGGCUUCAGUGUGGUGGGAUUAAAGAGUGAGAACCGUGGAGAGCUGGGAAUUUUUAUUCAAGAAAUUCAACCAGGAAGUGUUGCCCAUAGUGACGGAAAGCUGAAGGAAGCAGACCAGAUCUUAGCCAUAAACAGUCAGCCUCUGGAUCACACGGUCACCCACCAACAAGCCAUCAGCAUCCUGCAGAGUGCUUCAGAGAGGGUGCAGCUCACCGUGGCCAGAGGGCCGAUACCUCAGCUGACCAGUCCAGUGGUGUCGCGCACACCGUCUGCAGCUAGCACAUUGUCAGCCCAUUCCAGCAAGUGGCAACAUGUGGAGACAAUCGAGUUGGUUAACGAUGGCACUGGUCUCGGCUUUGGGAUUGUUGGAGGAAAAACUACUGGGGUUAUUGUCAAAACGAUACUUCCUGGAGGGAUUGCAGAUCAGGAUGGACGUUUGCGGAGUGGGGAUCACAUACUGCGAAUCGGAGACACCGACCUGUUCGGCAUGGGCAGCGAACAGGUGGCCCAAGUCCUUAGGCAGUGUGGCAACAGGGUGAAACUGGUUGUUACCCGGGGGCCUGUGGAAGAGACCCCGUCUGCUGUCAUGUCAGUUGUGCUUCCCACCGUAGCUGAACAGCAGGGCGGUGAAGAAGACGAGGUUGAAGCAUUUGACGUGAGCCUAACCAAGAACACGCAGGGACUGGGGAUCACAAUCGCUGGCUACGUUGGAGAUAAAAAUUCAGAGCCUUCCGGCAUCUUUGUAAAGAGCAUAACAAAAGACAGCGCUGUGGAUCAUGAUGGCCGUAUUCAUGUCGGAGACCAGAUAAUCGCUGUGGACGGCGUAAACAUCCAGGGAUACACCAAUCAACAGGCAGUGGAGGUGCUCAGACACACUGGCCAGACGGUCCACCUUAAGCUGAUCCGGCGGGACUUCAGAGCUGACGAGGAGGAACCCCCUAUUGUGACACCCGUCGUCUCCGUCUUGUCCCCUUCUGCCACCAUCCCCACCACUGCCACCAUCAUGAAGGAGCUGGCGUUGGAAGAGAGGAUAGCCGAGCAGCCUGCUCAAGUCGUUGCAGCUCAGAAGCACUUCCAGACAACAAGUGAGGGAUCUGAUGUCAGCUCCGCCGUGGAUCAUCUAACAAAAGACAAACAUGGGUUGAAGUUAACACCUGUUGAAGAGGAAGAGCUCAUGAAAAAAUGGCAAGAGAUUCUUGGUCCAAAUAAUGAAGUUGUGGUAGCUCAGGUGGAAAAGUUCACAGAGAGCAGUGGUCUGGGAAUCAGUCUGGAAGCCAGCGGCGGUCAUCAUUACAUCAGAUCGGUCCUUCCUGAAGGACCAGUCGGCCGCUGCGCAAAGCUUUUUAGUGGAGAUGAACUGCUUGAGGUCAAUGGGAUUUCUCUUAUUGGAGAGACUCAUAAAGAGGUGGUGAGAAUCCUGAAGGAACUUCCAGUCUGUGUGUACAUGACAUGCUGCAGACCCGCUCCAGAUCUCCAAGUGGACAUGGAUGCAGCCCAACCAGAAUCAGAGGCUUUUCCCAAAGAGUAUAAACUGAAGAAUAACAUAGACCUCAGCAGUGCAUUGGUCUCUGACGUUUCUGAGACGAAAAACAUUGAGGAGCCGCAGGAUACGGUGACUGAGGAGGGGAUUGGAUCUCCUCUGGCCAUGUGGGAGAUGCAGAUUCAGAAAAUCGAGCUGGAAAAGGGAGAAGGUGGUUUGGGAUUCAGCAUUCUGGACUACCAGGACCCGCUGGACCCUUCCAAGACAGUGAUAGUGAUCCGCUCUCUGGUUCCAAAUGGUGUGGCGGAGGUGGAUGGCAGACUUCUGCCAGGAGAUCGACUCAUGUAUGUGAACGACACAAAUCUGGAAGAUGCAACCCUUGAGGAUGCCGUUCAGGCCCUUAAGGGGGCCAAGGUCGGAAAGGUGCAGAUUGGAGUCGCCAAACCGCUGCCCGGAAUAUGUGGAUAUUCCCAGUCUUCACACCCUUUUGGUGAGCAGGAAAUAACUUCAUCAUCCAUCAUCCAUUCAUUUGACUUCACCAAUAUUUUGAUUGAAGAAGGAGAGGAAGGAGGACUGACUGAGGGCAUCCUUUACCGAGCAGAACCUGCAUUGAUUGACACCAGUGAAGGAGACCUAUCUGAUGAUAAGGUGUUAGAACAUUCCUAUUCUGGGUUGGAGGAUGAUACUUUCCAAGCAUCAAUGAUCGCUCUUCACGGCAGCAGCUGCAGUGCUGACUUGGAUUGCCUGCAGUCAUCCACACCCAAGCUGACAGCUCGUCUGAAUGUGUUGGAAGAGCACCCCAGCUUUGGAGACGACACUCCAGCGCUUUCCAUAGAGAGUUUGGCCUCUUACACCACUGCGACUUUGACAGGCCCCAUCCCCUCGAUUAAUGCCAUUCUAAGCAGCUCCGAUCAAUACCUGGCAAAGCAACCGGGUGAAGAACAAGAAGCAACCGAGUGCUCAGACUCCUACAGCCUGUAUGCAGAAAUAGAAGCCAAAGCCACGGAGGAGGAGGCACCUGUAGAGCAGCCUCUCUGUAUGACUGAACCAGCCGCGUCUUUUAGAGACAUAAAGGAGGAGAUAGCUGGUGUGAAAGAAUCUGCUGAAGAUGACAACAAAGCCGCGCUGACCUCCAGGAGCAACUUUGAAAGGACCAUCACAGUUGUCAAGGGCAACUGCAGCCUUGGGAUGACAGUCAGCGCUAUAAAAGACGGUCUGGGGAUGGUGAUUCGCAGCAUCAUCCACGGGGGGUCCAUUAGCCGCGAUGGUCGUCUAGGAGUGGGUGAUCUGAUUCUGGCCAUAAAUGGAGAGCCCACCACCAACAUGACCAACGUCCAAGCUCGUGCCAUGCUCAGGAGGCACUCGCUCAUUGGCCCAGACCUUGGAUCUGUUUGUGCACCUGAGGACGAUCUGUGCCCGUUUUAUGUUGUUACAUACGUCCCUGCUGAGUACCUUGAAGAGUACAAGGCCAGCCUUGAGCAUGUUACCGAUGACGUCUUCUCUGAGACAGCUUCAAAACGUGUUCCCAACCUCCCCGAGCGUGAAGAUGGAGAAGGAGAGGAAAGUGCCUCUUACAGUAACUGGAAUCAGCCGAGGAAAGUGGAGCUUUUAAGACAGCCGGGCAAGUCCCUGGGGAUCAGCAUCGUCGGAGGUAGAGGGAUGGGCAGCCGCCUGAGCAACGGAGAGGUGAUGAGGGGCAUUUUCAUUAAGCAUAUCCUGGAGGACAGUCCUGCCGGACAGAAUGGGACGCUCAAGACUGGGGACAGGCUUGUGGAGGUGGAUGGGGUAGAUUUACGAGAUGCAAGUCAUGAGGAAGCGGUGGAAGCCAUACGUAAGGCAGGAAACCCUGUCUCCUUCUUGGUUCAGAGCAUUAUUCACCGGCCCAGGCCUGAGUCGAUACAUAGCCCAGCUCUGUCUCCCUCUGUUGAGAAACGCAUUGCAGCUUUCGAAUGCAUGCCACAUCAUGCGCGCCAGAAGCCGCCCCUGCCCUUUCUGCAGCUAAAUAGCCACCGCGACUCCAGCCUUUGCAGCACUAAUCAAAGCUCCUUAGUGCCGGCCCUCCCUCAGCAGCACCCAUCGAUAACAGACUCCAUCGAGGAGAGAGCCGUGCCGAGUCACAGCAAGGACAAGGAGGGUGACAGUCACAAUAGGCUUUUUCUCCGCCUCUCCCCAACUAACCCUUUCACCCCUACCCCGUUUAAGCCGGCAAAGCGAGACACACCAAAGGCAUCUCCCACUGGCUCCGUCCUUUCUCUGCCAGUGGUGCCCCAUGUGGGAGAGAGUGAUACAGACAAGCUUCCUGAAGCUCCCGGAGGACCUGAAGAAACGGUUGAGCAGAGGAAUGAGGAAGAGGAGGAUGAAUUUGGAUACAGCUGGAGGAACAUAAUCCAGCGCUAUGGCAGCCUCCCAGGGGUCCUACACAUGAUUGAGUUGGAGAAAGGCAAGACGGGCCUUGGUCUCAGCCUGGCAGGGAACAGGGACCGCUCCCGCAUGAGUGUCUUCGUGGUGGGAAUAGACCCCAACGGAGCUGCUGGCAGGGAUGGACGGAUGGUGGUGGGGGACGAGUUACUGGAAAUCAACGGGCAAGUUCUUUAUGGCCAAAGUCAUCAAAAUGCAUCAUCCAUCAUCAAGAGCUCUCCAUCCAAAGUUAAAAUUGUCUUUAUCAGGAACACAGAGGCACUGAACCAGAUGGCUGUGGGACCUGUGAGAGAGCAUGAGGAAGAAACGGCAGAGCCCCACACUGAGACAAAAGAGUCUGAUGAUACUUCAGACGGCGAUUAUACUUCAAAACAUCUUCAUGACGUAAUAAAAGUGGAGGAGGACGGCAUCACAUUUGUAGAGGGGAACACAGAGUCUGGUGUUGAGAUUCAGAGCAUAUCCAAAGCAACGGAAAACACAGGAAAGGAGGGCUGCAUGAAACCAGGGGACAGACUGUUAGCCGUGGAUGGGGAAUCAGUUAUUGGAUACAGUAUUGAAAAGGUGAAUUCUUUACUGAGAAAGGCCAAAGGUCCAGUGAAGCUUACCUUCGAAACAAAUGAGACUCCGUCCUCUUUCCCAACCCCUCAAGUGGCUUGUCAAGACACCAGUACCUCAGAUGGAGGCCACACCACUUUACCCAGCAUGCCUAGCAUCACUCCCAGUAAUUUAAGUCAUCCAGAGGCUGAUGCAAACACUGGUCUGAGUCGCUCAUCCACCCCCUCCACCCUGGUCUGCGACCCAGCAACCUGCCCCAUCAUCCCUGGCUGUGAGACCACCAUUGAAAUCUCCAAAGGGCGCACAGGCCUGGGCCUGAGCAUCGUGGGAGGCUGCGACACCCUGCUGGGAGCCAUCAUCAUCCACGAAGUUUACGAAGAAGGAGCAGCUUCCAAAGAUGGCAGACUGUGGGCUGGAGAUCAGAUCCUAGAGGUGAACAGCAUUGACCUGCGAGCAGCCAGCCAUGAUGAAGCCAUCAAUGUGCUGCGGCAGACCCCUCAGAGGGUUCGGCUGACGGUCUACAGGGAUGAAGCGCAGUACAAAGAGGAAGAGCUUUGGGACUCCUUCACUGUUGAGCUGCAUAAGAAGCCAGGCCAGGGUCUGGGCCUGAGCAUCGUAGGGAGGAGAUCACGGGAUCACAGGAAUGACACGGGAGUGUUUGUGUCCGAUAUUGUUAAAGGAGGUUUGGUGGACAUGGACAGUCGACUGAUGCAGGGCGACCAGAUUUUGUCCGUUAAUGGCGAAGACGUCAGGUCGGCCACUCAAGAGGCCGUAGCUGCACUUCUCAAAUGCUGCACUGGGCCAAUAAAGAUGGAAGUAGGGAGGUUUAAGGCUGGGCCUUUUCACUCUGAGAGACGGCUUUCCCAAAGUAGCCAGAUGAGUGAAACAGGAAGCUCUAAGGUGGUCAAUCAGUCUGGUUCUGAUUGUGGAAACCUUCAAAGUGACUCUGACACACCAAGCAAAGGUCAAGAGUUUGCAGAGAACCAGGACAUCAGAACGGUAGAGUUCACUAAAGGCCCUGGUGACUCUCUGGGCAUCAGCAUAGCAGGUGGAGUGGGCAGCCCUCUGGGUGAUAUACCUAUCUUUAUCGCCAUGAUGAAUCCCAACGGACUGGCUGCUCAGACACAGCUAAAGAUGGGCGACCGCAUUGUUAGCAUAUGUGGAACAUCAGCUGAAGGCAUGAGCCACUCGCAGGCUGUCACUCUGCUCAAGAACGCCACGGGAACGAUACAGCUGCAGGUGGUAGCAGGUGGCGACACCACCGUGACGGGGCCCGCUCAGAAACAGGAAGGGGGUGCUCUAACGCCCAGCUGCAUCUUCCAGGAUGAUAUUGGGCCACCUCAGUAUAAGACUAUCAAUCUUGAAAGAGGGCCUGAUGGACUUGGUUUCAGUAUAGUAGGAGGUCAUGGAAGCCCGCAUGGAGAUCUACCUAUUUAUGUCAAAACGGUAUUUGGAAAGGGGGCAGCAGCGGAGGACGGCCGUCUGAAGCGAGGAGACCAGAUCAUGGCUGUGAACGGGCAGAGCCUGGAAGGGGUGACGCAUGAAGAAGCAGUCGGCAUUCUGAAGAGGACCAAAGGAACCGUUACCCUCACCGUGCUUUCAUAGCUGAUGAACCACAAUCAUCUCUCUGUCCUAAAGGGACUGAAGCGGAAUGAGCAGUGAUCUCGUUACUAAUGGGACAUUGUGCACCUAGAAGAAUCUAGAUAAUCAUGAAGAAGCUUAGUGCUUACUGUAGGUCUGAACACUCAAACACUGAAGCCUCCUGGCAGGUAGAGAAGCACAGCAAUAAGUUUAUUAUGUGAAGCAUUCCCUGACACUGGAUCAAAGUAUGUUAAUGCUGCUCUAAAGGUGGGGUAUAAAUGUGUUUCAGAUCUGUUUGUUGAAGUAUUGUAUGAAGUUCUACUAGUAGGUUGUGCUGCUUGAGCUCAUAUAGAAGCUCUGCUGACAGUAUUUGUUUUGUACAACUUCUCAUUUAAGUGUACAGAAACAUAAAUCAACUAUUUUAUAGUAAUUUCUAGAGAAAAAAAAAAGAUGGUAAUCUGAGUUUAUUAUUUUAAGGUUAUUGUUCACCCAAAAUAAAGUUUGUAGUUCUGCAGGUCACUGCUGUGUUUUAGGUCUAGCUUUAAAAAUAAACUGUUUUUUUUUAUCACUUUAAAUGUACUUUUAGUACUGUUUCUGUGAAGAUAUUAAGUCUAUUCACACUGAAAUUGAAGAAUUAAAGUGACCUUUGGCUUUAA